AUGGCCGAGAAAUUUUCCGAAGUUUUUUUACCAUCGACUACCGGACAAGUAGUAACUAUUCCAAAAGAGGUGAAUCAAUUAACAAUUAAAGAUGGCAUUAUUUUCAUCGGUAAAGAACAUCCUAAUCAUUCAAAAUCUUACUGUUGUCAAUUUUUAAUGGUUUUGGUUUUAUUGUUGGUUUUUGGAGUAGGAGCAAUAAUGAUUAAACCAAUGUUCGGUCAAUUACCGACAAUUGUUCUUCGUGAUUUACGUGAUAAUUCAUUGCUCGAUCGUAGUAUCAUAAAAUCAUCGACUUCAAUAACACAAACAACUAGCCAAACGACAAACAGUCAAUCGAAUGUAACAAUUCUUUAUUCAAUGGUUAAUCCCUAUACAAGUUUACCCAGCUAUUACAAAAUCUCUUCGGUCUAUAUAGCAAGGGCUUAUCAAACGACAUUAUCAUUUUUCAUGCAAAAUGGUCCAUCGUGGACAUAUCUUGACGAUGUUUCAGUCAAGAAUACAUAUGGAACAGAGCUUCUUAAUAAUGGAAAUUUUGAGAAUAACAGCACCUUAUAUUGGCGUGGAUGGUCUAAUGCAAAUAUUGUUGUAGGAAGUAAUGCACAUACAGGUCAGCGGUGUCAUAGUGAAGGUGCUUCUGCAGGAACAAAUCUAUCACAAACAUUUUAUACAACACCUGGAAAUGUGCUCAACAUUACUUUUUGGAUUCAAUGGAAAGGAACUGGUUCACCCAUUUCAACCAAAGUUACCAUUUAUCCAUGA
This is a messenger RNA of Rotaria sordida, 759 nucleotides long. The record is from the annotation of a GenBank genome assembly. Lineage: Eukaryota; Metazoa; Rotifera; Eurotatoria; Philodinida; Philodinidae.